AUGCUGCGGACAGCCACACCCUUCGUAGCUCCCAAUAGAGCUCUCUGCUACCUCCUAUUUCUGGCGGUCGCUGUACUCGCGCAUGGCGACGAUGUCGGGCAUGGUAUGAAGAUGGAUAUGGAUGGUGGUGGUGGUGGUGGUGGUGGAUCGGACGGCGCCGGCGAACAUAGCAGUAACAAUAAUGGCCCAACACCGUCCGACGGCUCGAGCCCCAUGAGCUACUUCGCGUAUCAGGAACAUGCGGGCUCCAUCGUAGCCCAUAUUGUCCUGAUGGUUAUUGCCUGGUUCUUCAUUCUGCCAAUUGCAGCGGUGUAUAACAACCAAGUCCCCAACCUUUACGAGAACAACGUCCAUCACAAGAUCGGCUGGAUCGUGACUUGGGUUAUGGUUGCGGAGGUCGUCAUGGGCCUUUUGUUUGCGUAUUCGGGUGGCCGUCGGGACGCCGACACGCUCGCUGGCCUUCCCUACGAGCGAGUUGCUUUUCUCCCCGUUCCGACCACGGAUCAUCCUCCGCAACACGAAUCAUAUCCCGCGGCGCCUUACCAUCAGUACCGCUGGUCGGGCGACAGCGGCCAGGGCAGUGAAAGGAAUACCUCCUCCCUGCGAAGCCAUAGCUGCUCCCCAGAACGGGGACGACGACUGUCCCGACCAGGCGACAGUGACGAGUUUGAGGAAAAGCUAGACGACGAAAUCAACAAUAAUGGCGAAUUGCCCGCGGGCACUAGCCGAGUCUUCUGGAGUGGUUUUGCGGAUAAGUUCCUCUCGAGACGUGUCCCCGGACUGCUUUCCAGGCGCGCGCUCGACAUCAUGAAUGUUUUUUAUGUUGCCAUCGAGAGAACCAUUCUGAUUCUCGGCUUCAUUGCGAUAGCUACUGGAGCUGUGGUUUAUGGUGGUAUUUUCCGGGGCAAUGAUGUUUUCAAUGGCCUCGCACAUUUCAUCAAGGGAGGCAUCUUCUUCUGGUAUGGAUUGCUCACGCUUGGUCGAUGGAUGGGAUGCUUCGCAGACCUUGGCUGGGCUUGGAAUAUUAAACCAUCACGUGAUAUGGUGGGGAGAUGGCGGGCCCGCGUACCCUCAGGGGAAUUUACAGAAUCCUUCGUCAUCUUCUUAUACGGCUCCAGCAACGUUUUUCUCGAGCAUCUCGCAGCAUGGGGCGAAGCGUGGACUGCGCAGGAUUUGGAACAUGUGUCCAUUUCUGUCAUGUUCUUUGGUGGUGGUUUGUGCGGGAUGCUGGUUGAAUCGAAACGUGUUCGAGACUGGAUGAAUACUGCCAUUUUUGCUCCGACUGUCCAUUCGGAAGGCUUGCCGUCGGAAAUUGUUGAAGUGCCAAAGUCGCAACGAGUGCCUCUCAACCCCAUUCCUGGCCUGAUCAUUCUGCUUCUUGGUCUGAUGAUGAGCUCGCACCACCAGUCGAGUAUGGUAUCCACCAUGGUGCACAAGCAGUGGGGAAUGCUGCUUGUGGGAUUUUCUCUUGCUAGAGCUGUUACCUACAUCCUCCUCUGCCUAAGGCCACCGACAUCGCUGCUGCCCUAUCGACCACCUUCGGAACUAAUUGCCUCCUUCUGUCUCAUUUCUGGAGGCCUCGUUUUCAUGCUAAGUACAAGGAACAUCGUUGAUGCAAUGGAUCGUUACGAUCUCAAUGCGAUGUUCGUGUUCACUGUCACCAUGGGAUUUACAUCAUUCGUGAUGGCAUGGGAAAUCCUGUGUAUUUCUAUCAAGGCAUGGGCUACAACAAAGUCAGCACUCGCCAUUCCACCUCCAGCCAGCACGUACCGGUUCCCGGCUUGA
Histoplasma mississippiense is the source of this 1785-nucleotide messenger RNA. RefSeq lists its product as hypothetical. The record is from RefSeq and is a predicted model, not a curated record. Lineage: Eukaryota; Fungi; Ascomycota; Eurotiomycetes; Onygenales; Ajellomycetaceae. Bases 1 to 1785 code for a protein of 594 amino acids. The transcript is spliced from 5 exons.